AUGGUGAAGGAAACCAUCCGGGUGUACGCGCGGGUGAAGCCGCUGGGCAGGCGGCAGCAGGCGGCGAUCUAUUCAGUUGACAAUGAUGAGACAUCUCUAUCCAGUUUGGAGAUUACUAUGCCACAUGAUUUAGCAGAUGGCUUCGUUAAUAAUAAACAAGAGAGCUACAAGUUCAAAUUUCAGAAAAUUUUUGAUCAAGAGGAAAAACAAGAUGUGGUUUUUGACAGCAUUGCCAAACCAGUAGCAGAAAGCGUUUUGGCAGGUUAUAAUGGCACUAUCUUUGCAUAUGGCCAGACAGGCAGUGGCAAAACUUUUACCAUCACAGGAGGAGCAGAACGUUACAGUGAUCGAGGCAUCAUUCCCAGGACUCUAUCUUAUGUUUUUAAUAAAUUGCAGAAGGAUAGCAGUAAAAUAUAUACAACUCAUGUUUCCUACUUAGAAAUCUACAAUGAAUGUGGAUAUGAUCUGCUGGACCCAAGACACGAGGCCUCCAGACUGGAAGAUUUGCCAAAAGUGACAAUAAUGGAAGACCCUGAUCAGAACAUUCAUCUGAAAAACUUGUCUCUUCAGCAAGCGAGCAACGAAGAGGAAGCUUUAAACUUACUCUUCUUGGGAGACACCAACAGAAUGAUUGCUGAGACACCAAUGAAUCAAGCCUCAACGCGUUCUCACUGCAUUUUCACUAUUCACAUCUCCAGCAAGGAGCCGGGAUCUGCAACUAUCCGACGCUCCAAGUUACACUUAGUAGACCUUGCUGGAUCAGAGCGUGUUGCAAAGACUGGAGUUGGAGGUCACUUAUUGACAGAGGCCAAAUAUAUUAACCUGUCAUUGCAUUAUUUGGAACAGGUAAUAAUUGCCCUUGCAGAGAAAAACCGGUCCCACAUUCCUUACCGAAACUCUAUGAUGACCUCAGUGCUAAGAGACAGCCUGGGAGGAAACUGCAUGACUACCAUGAUAGCAACACUCUCCAUAGACAAGAGAAACAUAGAUGAAUCUAUAUCAACCUGCAGAUUUGCACAGCGAGUUGCUCUUAUUAAGAAUGAAGCUGUUCUUAAUGAAGAAAUUGACCCCAGAUUGAUGAUUGUCCAGCUGCAAAAGGAGAUCCAGGAGCUGAAGGAUGAGCUGGCGCUGGUGACUGGCAAGCAAAGAACAUCAGAACUUUCACAGGAAGAACUACUUCAAUUGGAUGAGUUAAUUGAAACAUUUCUUCAAGAUAAUGAUCCUGAUAGCACUCUGGAUGUUGGUGCUGACACACGCAAGAUCAAAUAUUGCUUCAUUCGUGUGAAGCAACUAAUGAAACAUUCAGAGAUGUCUGACAAAAAACUGCGCUCACAACACAUACCUGAAGAAGAAGAUAGUAAUAAAGAAGCAGCAGCAGAAGAAUUGAAAAAUUUGAAAGAACUUCUGCAGCAAAGAGACAAUGAAAUCAAUAUUCUGGUAAAUAUGCUUAAAAAAGAAAAAAAGAAAUCACAAAAUGCUCUUUUCCAGCUUAAUGCUGCCUCUUGUGGUACUACAGUCUUGGAACAGUCUCUUUCUCUAAACUCAGAAGAAAGUCAGAGUCCAUCUUGCUGUUUUAGUCUAAAGGAAGCAAAAGAUUUUAGCUCUUCAGUUCACAGGCUACCUUUUCUUUCCAGACAAACAGAAGGAAAGAUGUCCCUUGGAUGUCAGGAAGCUUUUGAAGUAUUUAAGUGGGACCAUGCUGACAAUAUAACCAUUGAGGACAACAAACAGCUUCUGAAACAGAGGAUUGCUGAAGCUAAAUGCCUUGGAGAAAAAUUAAAUGAAGUGAGAAAUAAAAUAAACCACCUGAAAGGAGAAAUUAUCCAGAGGCGCAUUCAGAGGGCAGCUCUAGCUGUUUCCAGUCCUUCUGAAGAGCUAAAUACCCUUGAUCUGGUAGAAGAGAAACUUCGAAUGCAAAUUGAAGAAGGAAAAAAAAGUUAUAAAACAAUGUCCGUUCGCUUGAAAGGACUGAAGAUAGAGAUUGAGCAUCUACAGCUGCUAAUGGAAAAACUCAAGAUGAAGCUGCAAAAGGACUUUGAAGUCUGGUGGUCUCAAGAGGCAAGAAAUCUACAGCAGGAAAAGCCAGAGACGGUUAGCUCACCAAAUACUGCAACUGUUUAUCCUCAGUCUGUCAAAUCCUCACAUCUAUCAACUGACAGUUCUUCAGAGAGCACAAGAGUCAGCCCUAAUGAAAAUCCUGCUGGGAAGAACAAUUCAAUUACUUCAAGGAACCUUACUUUAAAAACAAAGACCCCACCAAAUUCAGGCACUUCUGUCCCUCUAACUGGAGACAACCAGGCUGAUGCUGACAUUCUAGCUUUCAUUAAAGCAAGACAGAACAUCCUGCAAAAGAAAGGUAAAUCCUGCCAAAAAAAUGGAAGCCAAACCAGAAUCUCCAGUACAGUGUUUUAA
Messenger RNA from Indicator indicator, 2412 nucleotides. RefSeq names its product kinesin family member 6 (gene KIF6). Gene Ontology annotation, biological process: microtubule-based movement. NCBI's taxonomy places the organism in Eukaryota, Metazoa, Chordata, Aves, Piciformes, Indicatoridae. Gene Ontology annotation, molecular function: ATP binding; microtubule motor activity; microtubule binding. The record is from RefSeq and is a predicted model, not a curated record.